CCUGGCGAACAGAAACAUCCGAAGGAGCCUUCACCCUUGCAGUGCAUGCAUCUGGCAGUGGUGGCAUGUGGGGACCGGCUGGAGGAGACGCUGAUCAUGCUGAAAUCAGCAGUUCUCUUCAGCAACAGGAGGCUCUGCUUUCACAUUUUUGCUGAGGAUUCCCUUAAGCCUGAAUUUGAGAAGAAGUUAAAGGAGUGGCCUUCCUCAUAUACCAAGAAGUUUGAAUCCAACAUUUACCCCAUAACCUUCUCAGUGGGAAACGCUCAGGAGUGGAAGAAGUUAUUCAAACCAUGUGCAGCCCAGCGCCUCUUCCUUCCGGUCAUCCUGAAGGAUGUGGAUUCCCUCCUUUACGUGGACACCGACGUUCUCUUCCUGAGGCCCAUCGACGACAUCUGGCACAUCCUGCAGGAGUUCAACUCCACACAGCUGGCUGCCAUGGCCCCGGAGCACGAGAUCCCCAAGAUUGGCUGGUACAGCCGCUUCGCACGUCACCCUUACUACGGGACAACGGGGGUCAACUCCGGGGUGAUGCUGAUGAACCUAACGCGCAUCCGCAGCACGCAGUUCAAGAACAGCAUGAUACCAGGUGGUUUGACUUGGGAGGAAAUGUUAUAUCCAUUGUACCAAAAGUACAAAAAUUACAUUACGUGGGGAGACCAGGACUUACUAAAUAUCAUUUUUUACUUUAACCCAGAGUGUCUCUAUGUGUUCCCCUGCCAGUGGAACUACCGGCCUGACCACUGCAUGUACGGCAGCAACUGCAGAGGGGCCGAGGAGGAGGGGGUGUCCAUCCUGCAUGGGAACAGGGGCGUCUACCACGAUGACAAGCAGCCCACGUUCAAGGCACUCUACGAGGUGAUCCGUGAUUUUCCAUUUGAAGACAAUCUCUUCCAGUCCUUGUACUACCCUCUGCAGUCAAAGUUUCUGGAUACAGUGCACACUUUAUGUGGGAGAAUUCCACAAGUAUUUUUGAAGCAAAUUGAGAAAACUAUGAAGAAGGUGUAUGAAAAUCGUGUCAUUGUCUACUUGGGGGCCAACCACAGAUAUUAACUGUAGCUCUAUUUUUACAGAGUUUUUAAUUCUUGCACUCCAUCUCAUGAAGGAUAUAAAUGAACAAUAUGAACUCCUUUACUGAAACUUGGAAUUGAAAUAUUUCCAUAUCCAAUUUCACAAUAACUAAGCAAGCAGGAAAUCCUAGAAGCCUACCUAAAGUGUUAUUUCUUGGGCCUUCUUUCUCUUCCUAUGUUUACUCUUGUUGCAACAGGGAGAGAUGAUGAUUCCCACUUUAAUUUGGGUUUAGUUUGGAUGUUUAAACAGCUGUAUUGCUGUAACUUUCCUGAAACUGUGCAAAAGGUUGUGCUGCUCUGAGGCUUGACAGAGAAUUUAUGGUUGGAGCUUUGUAAUGUGGGGACUCUUGAAACGAUGGGGCAAAUAUUCUUGAGUGUCAUGAGAAUUCUGAAUUACAGCAAAGAUCACUCCUGCGACAAGAUGAGUUAAAACUUACUGUAGUAAAGGGAAAGUGUUUGCUUGAAAGGGUACUUCUAUCUGAAGGUGUAUUACUUGCUGUUCUUCACAUGUAAGACCUGAGAUUUCCUGCACUUAAAAAGAUUAGGGGAAUAGAAGUGCCUGUUCCCUUUGUGUUGUACAGCACUUUUUGUCUAGCGAUUGUCAUUUUUCCCAUCUGCUCUUCAGUAGUUUUGUGAGGGCUCCUCAUGAGGAAUUAGAAGGAAAAUACUUAAAGCAUAAGACAGCCCUGUACAAGAAGUAGGAGGUGACUGCAGGGGAAGCUGUGGCACCUGCUCAGCUAACAGAGAAGAGCAGGAGAAUCCUUUCCUGAAUGGAGCACAGUCAUGGUCCUGCUCCCCCAGUCCCAUACAGUUUAGGAAAGUGUUCUCUGGCUUGGUAAUGUGAAUUGCAUUAGGUACAGUCUAAGAAUAUUGUGACUCCCCUCUCCUGCUUUACCAGAAACCUGGGGCAUGGAAAUGUAUUUCUGCCCUGGCACUUCCACUCCUGGAAUCAUAACCACAGAAUCCUAGAACGGUUUGGAUUGGAAGAGACCUUAAAGCCCAUCAAUUCCACCCCUGCCAUGGGCAGGGACACCUUCCACUAUCCCAGAUUGCUCCAAGCCCUGUCCAGCCUGGCCUUGAACACUUCCAGGGAUAGAGAAGUCCAGAGGUUUAUGCUGGGAUCAUAACAAACAGCCUCAAAGUGAAAGAGCAUUUAAUGUUUAUUUUAAAUGCUUUAUUUAGCUUAGCUUUCCAAAGUACGAUCAUCUUAGGAUAUGCACAAAGAGCUUAUUAAAAUUGUAGUAGCUGAAAGGUGCUUGGGACCAGUCCCUGGGGAACGGGAAGUGAGGACACUCCUAAAGAGCAGUGAUCCAAGAGCAGACUCCCAGAGGGCAUUUUCUAGGUGUAAGCCCCGAGGGUGUGUGUGGGCGAGUGCUUCAAGAAAGCAGCAGAGAAAAUGAUCUUACUUUUCAAGUCUGUUCAGCAAAAAAACAUUAGGCAUGACUUGGAACUGCUCGCUCUUGUGUCUAACAGGCAAAGGAGGAGAGGGGUGAGCAGGGUGAGAGAAUUCAGCUUUCCCCUAAUUAAAGGAAGACUGGCACAGACUGCCAUCCUGUACACGUAACAUACUUUUAUUAGAGGUAAAUGUUUGAGGUGUGUGAAAGAGGGAAAGGAUGUUUCCAAAGUUAAAAUUGGAUUUCUGAGGAAUUGCAUUUUUGGGGAUUCUACUCUAUCAAGUCAGGAUGCACAGACUCCGAAAGUCCUUUUAUCUCACACAUUCCGUUCUCCUUGUGAGGCAGCUCCUGGAAGGAGGGAAAACACGGCCCUGUUGGCAUCCCGGGUUGUAUCCCAGAUACCAACCCGUACACAGCAUGAAGUGCUGACAAGCUAUUCCCAAACACCGGAGUGCGAGGGUGCCUGUGACACGUUUGUGAGCGUGCUGGGUGUGUGACAGCCGGGCAGAGAGCAGGGACAGGGGUUUGGAGUGAGGGACAGGUGGUCUGGCAGUUCUGUGCUGGCCUGUGUCACUCCUCACAGGCACAGCAGGGGAACAGAAAUGUGUGUUUGCACCUCUGUGUGCUGCAAAGUGUAAUCCACCAGCUCGAUUAAACAAUGUCGUUCUGGCUCCAUCUCUUACGUCCCUGUGUUUGCCACCACAGUGUAAAUUGAUGUGGGAAGAACAGAGGCAGCUCUGAGUUGUAGAUGUUGCUGUCUCUCCAGCUUUGCUUAGGGUUUUUUAUUCAACUGAAGUUUCAGUUGCCACUUUAAAGAACAGUACACUUCUACCUACAGAGAGAAGUUUGAAAUGUAACCCAAAUAGCAUUCAAGAAUUCAGAACCAGAAGGCAGAGAAAGGAAGGUUGAGCAUGCUGGUUUAAGAAGUUUAAGAUAAUAUGACAGGGAAACCUUUAGGCCAGCAGUUUCUGAGAGCUUGUAAAAAGUAUUUGCUUGCUUUUUGGUCUUUAUUUUCACGUAUCAGGGUAGAACUGACGGCAGGUCAGACAAGGCUGGAGGAGCUGCAUGCUGGGAACGCCGAAUUCCUCAUUUCCAUGGUGUCUCCAAGCCACAGAAAGCUGCAGAGCAAAGUCUUGCUGCCCAGACAGUCCCAGCCCCAGUGCUGAGGCUCUGGAGUUUGGGAGGCUGAGGUUGUGUAAGCUGUGAUUCAGCAGAACCCUGCAACCACGGGCACAUUCAAAUGAAGGAGUGGAAUUCAUUACAAAACAAAGGCAUUAUUGCAUAUGAACUGGUUAGAGAUUAAAGCAGUGCUUUUAAUGUUUACAGGAGGUGCUACAUUUUGUUUAGGAAGAACUGUGUUAUGUUCUCAACAGCUAUUAAAUAUAUAAAGUAUUUGCUUUACAUGAAGACUUUUGUUAAUGUAAUACCAGCUGGCAGGAAGAGUGGGGAGGUUCCUCCCUGCUGGGCUUUUUCUGAGGAAAAAAAGCAAUAAUUUCAGCUCUCCAAAGUGUUUUAAAACAAUUAUGUAAUUUUGGUUUUUUCUUGUUGUUAGAAUUAUUAAUUUAUAUUUUAUUGCAUCUUCCAAACCCAUGUUAUAUUUUAGUUCUAACAGUAGUUGGUUGUAAUAUUCAUCUUAUUUAGAAGCCAGUUUUAAUUCAUUUUGUAUUUCAUACUUGUGGCUAAUUCCUUGUUAAUUAGCCUUCAUUUAUCUUAGUAAUGGGAUGUGUAAAUACUCAUAAAGACUUUAUGUCCUCAUUUCCCCUUCCUCUCCUGUAUUUUGGUUAUUUCCAAUGGCAUAACGUAAACACCUUCACUAAUGUAACACCUUGAGCAGUGUCAUCUUUUCUUUGCAUGGACAGAACGGAAUGUGUUGGCAGCAAAGGAAAAGCAUCACCUUUUCCACUGUGGUGGGAAGGGCAGGUGCAGCCCUGAGCCCUGAACUUGCUGAGGGCAGAUAAACAGGGGCUUUCUGUGAGGAGCUGCUGAGCCCCUCCCCUGAGCCCCACGCCAGGUUGGAAGGUGCCAGUGCACGUUGUACAGCGAAGAGCUGUGGCAUCGUUUCUGCAAGGGGAAGGGGUUUAGCUGUUUGUUGGAUGAUACAAGGUGGGCUUGGAUAGAGCUCAUCAGCAUUUUGCCUGCAGUGGAGACUGGAAACUGCUCUGUGUGUGUGUGUGUGUGUGUGUGUCUGUGUGUGUAAAAUGUACCUUUUCUCUGUCGUUGAAUUGCUUGUGUGUUUUACGAGUGCCCCGACUGCUGUAGCUCCCAAGGAGGCCAAGCAGUGCAUCUCUGGGUUGAGCACACUCCUUUGGCUAACGGUACAAAUAAAUGAAGUUUUAAGCAAGCUCUGUAAUUU
This is a messenger RNA of Myiozetetes cayanensis, 4814 nucleotides long. It is a transcript of the gene GXYLT2, whose product is annotated as glucoside xylosyltransferase 2. Gene Ontology annotation, molecular function: UDP-xylosyltransferase activity. The transcript has 6 exons. The coding region runs from base 46 to 1050 and encodes 334 amino acids. The record is from RefSeq and is a predicted model, not a curated record. Lineage: Eukaryota; Metazoa; Chordata; Aves; Passeriformes; Tyrannidae. Gene Ontology annotation, biological process: protein O-linked glycosylation via N-acetylgalactosamine.